Trichosporon asahii var. asahii CBS 2479 is the source of this 1842-nucleotide messenger RNA. RefSeq lists its product as uncharacterized. Gene Ontology annotation, biological process: microtubule-based movement. The record is from RefSeq and is a predicted model, not a curated record. The transcript has 8 exons. The coding region runs from base 1 to 1842 and encodes 613 amino acids. NCBI's taxonomy places the organism in Eukaryota, Fungi, Basidiomycota, Tremellomycetes, Trichosporonales, Trichosporonaceae.
AUGUCCAAAGACGUGUCCAGAUCGCCGCCGAAGCCGCACGUCGCUGCCGCGGUGAACACGCCCCAGCGCCGCGUCCUGUCAGGGGAGGGUCCCAGCCGGCGGCCAACGGUACUUUCGCCAGCCUAUACUUCACGGAGACACAGUUUAUAUGGAAUAGAUGACCGAGUCGUCAUCGAUCCCGGAUCACGAGUUUGGAAAGCUGGCUUCUCCGGGGAGCCGGAUCCACGAACAUGUUUCUGGGCCUGCGACGAGAAGUACCCCGGCGAGGCUUGGGGACUCGACAUUUCCUACACACCAGGAUGCCGCGGGAACCGAAGUGAGGGAAGACGAUUAGUGCGAGCACGAGUUGAGAAGCGCUUGAGGGAGGUGUUUCACAAACACCUUCUGACAGAUGGAAAAGCACGCAAGGUGAUCGUGAUUGAGAGCACGUUCCUGCCGCAGCUCGUCAAGGAGGAGAUCGCCCGCGCCCUGUUCGACAACCUGAAGUGUUGCCUUCACCCCUUCCAGUCUUCUCGCUCUAGCUGCGUGCGGCAGAGUUACGGGUCUUGUGGUGGACUGCGGAUGGCUGGAGACAACAGUCACUCCGGCCGUAUGCUGCACACCAGACUGCGAGCCCUGCUCCGCCACUUUGGACAGUAUCACUCCCCUUCACCAGAACAUGCCGCCGCGAAAUACGUGCCUCGUCACAUUCUGACGGACACGCUCGUGGAGCGUGUGCUGACGGAAAGCUGCUUCCUGAACUCUUCCCCGCCUGCUCCUUCCGACCCCAUGGAUGUCGACUUCCAGCGGGACGAGUCAUCGCAGGACGAGGCGCCCGCAGAGGUCACCCCUGACAUGGACGACAUGGACCUCAUGUUCGCGCUCGAGGAGCGGUACUCGCAAUCGACCGCCAAAGACUGGACAGUGACUCUUUCGCCGCGUAGGGGCAGCGGACGAUGCGCUGUCCUCAUCGUCCCCGGGUGGAUUCGAGAGUACGUCGCAGAGGUCCUCUUCGGCGACGGUCCCAGCGAGGAGUACUCCGUCCCGGAGAUCGUCCUGCAGACGCUACGCGGCCUCCCCAUCGACACGCGGACAGAACUCGCGUCGUCAAUUCUCGUGGCCGGAGGCACGGCCAGCCUACCGGGUUUCAUCCCGAGACUACGAAACGACAUUAUCCGUCUCCUUCCUCCAGGGGAGCUGGAGCAGCAGUCGAACGAUGUGCGCGCUGAGGCGGCUGAGUGGCGAAAGCGGAGCAAGGACAAGUACGCCCACCUUCACGGCCUGGGCUCGAAGAUCGCGAUCAUCAACGAUCCGGCACCUGGACCGAACAAGAGCAGCGGAUCCGCUCCUCGUUGGACGCCGGCAAUCAUCAAGACAGGAGCACCCGAGAUUCUCCGCGAAGACUACGACCAGCUGUGCAACGAGGACGAGGAGCGCGGUGUUGCCUUCGGGGCCAUGGUCGAGGAGAGCCGGCAGGGAGCGCCUGACCCCAAGGUCGGACUUGAGCUCUCCGAGUUACGGCCCGGCAUGGCGACGGGGCCGAUGGCGAAGCGCAAGUUUGGGUGGGAGUCCGAGGUGCUCCCAGACUGGACAACUUCAGGCACGGCUAAUGUCGAAAACAACACGCCAACCGCUUUCCAGCACCGUUCAUCACAGCCUCGUAUGUCUGUCGCGCAAUGGCGAGUGUUCCCGCAGACGGAGGCUGUCCCGCAGCCACAAUGGCGGUCGCCUUUCCGGGUGGCGUCCGCUGAGCGAUACGAAGUCAUCAGUGGACGGACGAACGAGAGGGCGCCGGGAAUCAGGCGCGUUAUCGUGUUCCACGUCCACCCUGUGCUUCUCCCUGUCGUCCGGAUCCAUCCCUGA